UUUUAAAACGUCCAUGCACCGCAGAUUUCCAACAGAGGCAUGAGGAAGAAUUAAUGCAAGUACAAGAAAAACUCCGGUCCCUCUCUGAUGACCAUGGUCAUGACAGCUGUCAAUCAUCAGAUGCAGGUGUAAACGAUGCGGAAGAUUUGCCGUCAAAUGGAGAAAUAUAUGAAGCUAACAGUAACGAAGCAGUUGACGAAAAUAGACAAGCUAAACCGUCACGACAAAAACUUCAUGACAUUUUGAACAGGGAACUGUCGGCGUUUUGUGAAAAAAUGUGUAGUAGCGAAACUGGCGAUGUAUCUAAAGAAGAAGAAACAAACCAAAGGCAUGAGGUUGCCGAGGGCGUGGAUGCGAACUUGAGAGCAGAAGAUAGUGCUGGAACAGCAAUGUUAGACUCUAGAGAUGGGAAGCAGUCAAGCAAUCAGGAUUUUAUCGAAGAGAUAGACAAUUUGAAACGGAAACUAGCUGAUAGUUUGCUUCAUUUUGUUUCUUCAAAUGAAGUUACAGCAGUUGUCAGAAGUCCACCGCGGGAACGUCGACAAGAGGUUGAAGUCAGAAGCCUGGCUCUGUAAAAACAAAUAAAAGAGAUGGCGACUCUUCAACUACAACUUGACACUGAACGAGAAGAGAAGAGAAUCCUUCAAGAACAGCUACAUGAAGCUGAGACGUCAAGCAAGCAGGAAAUUUCAAAACUCGAGAAGGAACUAUCUCAGCUCACAGAAAAAGUUAAACGAAAACAGGAAAGCUACCUACAGCUUCAAGAGGAAAAGGAGAAACUUUAUUCGGAAAACAAGAAAUCUCUUGAGGAGUUCAAAAUCGCGAAAGAACACGAAAUAGAGGUUCUUACCGAGCAAUUGGCAAAGCUUCAAGAGGAGGUUAACACUUCCAAUCAGGCGUCGUUAUCUGCAGAAGAAACGGAACAGGUCGUUGCAGGACUCAGGCAAGAAAAUGCGUCUUUGGUCAUUGAAGGGCAAGAGCUGCGAGCGAAAGUGAAAACAAUGAGGGAGGAGCAGGAAGAGUCUGAGGACCUGAUAUCUCAGUUGGAAAACAAAGUGUCUUUAACUGAGACCCGCUGUGCUGAGCUGGCCAUGGAGGUAGAUGAGCUGACAGCCCAUGUGAAGGAGCAGAACACCGCAGUUGAUGGCUGGAAUGAACAGAUAUCACAGCUAACAUCGGAGCGUGAUCAACUGAAAGACUCGCUGGAAGAAGUAACGAAGGUCGCCAAGAGUCGUAAAGAAUUAGCUGACAAGAUGGCCAUCGACAAACAGACGACAGAUGCGGCUCACAAAGAUCAAAUGGAAAAGAUGCAGGAAGAAUACAAGAAAGAAAUGAAUGAACUUAGAGAUGUGCUGACGGGAGAGAAGAAACUACGCAAAGAAGUUGAAGACUCGCAACAGAAGUUAGCAGAAACUAAGGCCAAACUACAGUCUUUAGAGAGCAAGAGCGGAUGGUUUGAGAGAAGACUCGCUGAAACAGAGGAAAACUUGAAAGAAGAGAAAGAAAGAAAUGAGCAAACACUGGCCAACCUGCAAGUGGAACGCGAAGAGGAACUUAAAUCUUUGCAAGAAGAGAGAGAGAAAGGCGAAGGGGAAUUCCAGUCUCGGAUUAGUGGGUUACAGGAGCAAAUGGAAGAAAAGGAGCAAGAAAUGGAGAAAUUACGACAAGAACUGAAGGAUAAAGAAGUGGAAAACAAAAUUGCCGGCAAGAAAGGGGAUCAGCUGGUUAAGGACCUGAAGCGUCAGCUCAAACUGGAAAGGAAAAGAGGCGAGCAGCUACAGCAAAAAUUACAAGAAGCUACAUCAGAAAACAGAGUCAACACAGCAUUUGAGGAUAUGUUUGUUGGAAGGGAACAUCAACGACGAAAUAGCGGUGAUUCAUCAAUCGUUAGUCCACCGUCAAGAAGUGAAGUGGACAGCCCAGAAUAUAGGCCCCCAAGCCCCGCCGCGUCCAGGAUCAGUAUGCUUAACGACGAUACCACUGACCUUAUAGAGCGACUCGCGGACGCUCAGCAAGAGAAGUGGCUCCUCGAAGAAAAGGUUCGCCAUCUUGAAGAAAAUGGAGCAGCGCUAGCAGAAGAUCUAUUACGAAAAUCAGCUAUAAUUCAGGCAUACGCCAUGGAAACUAAAAUCGGUCCCAUAGCGGAGUCUCCAGCGAAACCAUCUCCAGCCGCUUCGAUUUCUUCUUUGAAAGAGAAGAUCCGGUCUCCUUUCGGUAAAACUAAGGCUGAGAACACCAGAAAAAUACAGCUGAUGCUGGAGGAAACACUCACAAAGAACGUUCAAUUACAGCAGGACGUGGACGCAAUGUCUAAAGAACUUCAAAGAUUCAAACAAGAAGAAUUGAUUCCUCCGGAACUCAAUGAAACUUCGGAUUCAACGUUAGAUUCAAGUUCAUGGAAGGCCACAGAGGAACGAGAAUCUGAGUCCAGUUAGCAAUUUUUAACUUAGUUUAAUUUUAGGUCUUCGUACAUUCUUUUCAAGUUCUGAGAACCUUGGGUUACGCUGACAUCCAUUGGGCUCUUAACUCUUAAACGAGAGGCUCUUAUGAGUGACCAAGACAGCAUUUCUCUUUACAAUAUCAAUACAAUAUCAAGCAGGCAAGUGAUGAGAAUAAAGAAAAAUAUCAGUAAGGGGAGAACUAGUUUGACGCAAUACCAAAUUCUUCGAGCCAAUAUCAUAAAAAUUGUAUAGCAGACAGGAAGGAGAAUUUCUAAAGAAAUCCUGGCAGUGAAAUGGUUAGUACGACUUAUCAUCUUAGCGCAGGUUUAGUAAUAGUCAGCUGUUAACUGACGAAGAGUUUGUCCGGGAGCAGUGCCUCAGAUAGACAUGGGUGCUGUUAUUGGGGGGCCACUCUUACCGGAUAAAGAUAACUUCCUUACAGAAGUUCUCCUACGUACUAGUUUAUGGAUGGUAUUCAAAUCUCGUACAGAACUGUCCGAUUAAUGAAAAUGUUAUUAAAUAACAGAGCUGACUAGAAUUUUGAAACCAGCGCUCGCCCAGAAGAGUUCUCCGCCGGAUACGCGGUUAUUUAGCAUUAAAGAUGCGGGGUUUUAACUAAAUUUGGGGUCCUAUUAAUUCAGGUUUCAUUUUAACAUUCUCAAAAUAUCACCAAUAUAUAAAUAUAUAUUUCAUAGGUCUUGUAAAACAGAUUCAGAUAUAUAUUUCUCUAAAAAUAAAUCAUAUCGGGAUCGGAAUGUUUUACUUUACUUUUCCGGUUUCCUGAUUAGUGUUCUUUCCGACGAGAAGCGAAGUCAAUUUUCACUCGGGUAUUAACUGAAAGAAAAUCUUUGGUAUCGUUUAAGCGCUAGGUUGAUAAACAUUGUAGCGAUCAUUUUCAGCGAAAAUGCAAAAAGCGUCUCUGGAGUAAAAUUAUAGAUAUUACACCAAUUAUUUUAACGAGAUAGAUACGCUAGUAUUGCUAGUAUCAUUUUUUUUUGUAAUAUUCUGAAUAACCUAUUUACGCACGCCUCGUGUUGAGUAAAGUAACGUUUGUAAAUACAACUAUUCAAUGAACUAGGAAAGCAUUGUAGAGAAUAUAAUUAGCCCUUUAGUUCUGGCGGACGAGUUGAUCGAGGGCUUGGCAUUAUGCGAUUUGCCUCUGUUUACUUGAUCAAAUUAGAUAGAGGAAGCGAAUACAGUCGAACGAUAUUACAAGUACCUAUAUUAUACUUACUCACGUCCGAUAAGUCAAAAUAAACACGAAAAUUUGAUGCAUUUAUACGUGUUAUUACACGCGUAAUGCGUCAAAAUAAGGUCGAGAGGUAUAUAGUGAACGAACUUGAAAUUAAUUUAAGCGUGAAAAAGGAAAUUACAAAGUUUUGAGAUUUUCACUGCUGCUGUCUUCGUCGAUGCACUACUUUGAUGCCUUUCAAAGAUCAACUCAGCAUAUUUUGCCCAGCAAAGGAAAUAGACGUUUCACUAAAGGUCUAGAGGGAAACGAUAUUUCAAAAUAGGUAAGCUGUGUACAACAAGUUAAGUAUUGUUCAUCUCAGAAUCUUAAACGUAGUAUAAAGUUGUUUUUUUUU
Messenger RNA from Stylophora pistillata, 4027 nucleotides. Its product is annotated as GRIP1-associated protein 1. Lineage: Eukaryota; Metazoa; Cnidaria; Anthozoa; Scleractinia; Pocilloporidae. Gene Ontology annotation, cellular component: postsynaptic recycling endosome; extrinsic component of postsynaptic early endosome membrane; glutamatergic synapse. The record is from RefSeq and is a predicted model, not a curated record. Gene Ontology annotation, biological process: regulation of modification of synaptic structure; regulation of neurotransmitter receptor transport, endosome to postsynaptic membrane; regulation of recycling endosome localization within postsynapse.